Lepus europaeus (European hare) is the source of this 641-nucleotide messenger RNA. RefSeq names its product translationally-controlled tumor protein-like. The record is from RefSeq and is a predicted model, not a curated record. Lineage: Eukaryota; Metazoa; Chordata; Mammalia; Lagomorpha; Leporidae. Gene Ontology annotation, cellular component: cytoplasm. The coding region runs from base 97 to 615 and encodes 172 amino acids. The transcript has a single exon. Gene Ontology annotation, molecular function: calcium ion binding.
ACCCCCGAGGGCCGCUCUGGCUGCACCGCGCUCGCUCCGAGCUCCGGGCUCCUGCCAAGCUAGCGCCGCCGUCGUCGUCUCCUUCCAGCCGCCAUCAUGAUUAUCUACCCGGACCUCAUCAUCCACGAUGAGAUGUUCUCCGACAUUUACAAGAUCCGGGAGAUCGCGGGCGGACUGUGCCUGGAGGUGGAGGCGAAGAUGGUCAGGAGGACAGAGGGUAACAUUGAUGAUUCGCUCAUCGGUGGGAAUGCCUCCGCCGAAGGCCCCGAGGGCGAAGGUACGGAAAGCACAGUGAUCACUGCUGUUGAUAUUGUCAUGAACCAUCACCUGCAGGAAACCAGCUUCACAAAAGAAGCCUACAAGAAGUACAACAAAGAUUACAUGAAAUCAAUCAAAGGCGAACUUGAAGAACAGAGACCAGAGAGAGUAAAACCUUUUAUGACAGGGGCUGCAGAACAAAUCAAGCACAUCCUUGCUAAUUUCAAAAACUACCAGUUCUAUAUUGGUGAAAACAUGAAUCCAGAUGGCAUGGUUGCUCUGCUGGACUACCCUGAGGAUGGUGUGACCCCAUUUAUGAUUUUCUUUAAGGAUGGUUUAGAGAUGGAAAAAUGUUAACAAAGUUGGCAAUUUGGAUCUAUCGC